Molecule: messenger RNA, 1707 nt
Organism: Peniophora sp. CBMAI 1063
Lineage: Eukaryota; Fungi; Basidiomycota; Agaricomycetes; Russulales; Peniophoraceae
Source: the annotation of a GenBank genome assembly
AUGUCUGGACCUGGAUCAGAGAAUAUUCUAUUGUCAGCCCUUGCGAACUUGCCGCAGCCGACCGCGAGUACCCCGCUUUCAGUCCGGUCUGGUCCUCAGAUGAACCAGUGCAUGUCGCCCUUCUUGCGGCUUCCCCGGGAAACCGUCCAAGAGAUAUUCUCUCUCUGCACGCUAUACGAUUCAUAUCGUUAUAACACAUAUUCCAAACACCCUAUCCCGUUUAUUUACCUCGGGCACAUCUGUGGCGAGCUGCGCAGUACUCUCCUUGGCAUGCACAACAUUUGGGCCGAUGUCGUAUGUGCUCUCGACGACAUAGAAAUAGUCAGAGAGCUCGUUCAGCGUGCAGCUUCAUCGCCGCUAACUACCGUGAUGACUCGCACGACCUUCCCUGACGAGUCAAUCCGAUUCGUGGCUUCGCGAUUUCAGCAGGCUCGCGUCAUCAAAAUCUCAUCGGCGCGAGUCAUACGGAUGGUCUUGAACGAUCUUGAAGGUGCACAUCUGCCUUUGCUGGAAGAUCUCGUCUUCGAUAAUGGAGCCUUGAGCACUAUUCGGACCACACCCGAAACCGUCGAUGCCCAAUCCCUCACUAUUCGGUGUUUUGAUCGAGCGACGAUGGGAACUGGCAUUCCAUUUGUCACGCCUAACCUUAAACGCUUGCGUAUGAUGAACGCCAUCCUUCCCUUGCCACUCAGCCUCAGUAACCUCUGUGACUUACGUCUUGACGUAUCGCCACCAGAGUCCCCUAUGUGGGCGGCAUAUCUCCUACGCAUCUUGCGUCUUUGCGCUAGCGUGCGCACACUCGAACUCAAGAACAUGCGGUUUCCGCUCGUACUCACCAUGAAUGAAAAACGGGUGGCCCUCCCAGAAAUACGCCUCCUCGACAUCGCUGGUGACACCCAAUGCCUCAUGUGGUUCUGGUCGCAGAUAACCGUCCCAUCCGACGCGCGAGUGCUCAUGGAUGUCGCUGAUGUCGCAUCUGAUGACGAGUCUAUAACCUGGGACUUCAUAAACUCGCUCUCUAGCCAUAUGCAUGGCAACGAUGCGCGCACUGUCACUGGAUUCUCAAUAUUUCCCAGCACCGUGGAGUCAGACUUGUUCUUCGGACUCUAUGUCACCGCUGAGAGCUCUCUCCCCGGGAGAGAUGAUCAUCGUUUCAGCCCAUUGUACCACGGGUAUCGUCGCGUGCUGGAUGUCCGACUGAGCUGGUGUGAGGUGAACAUGGAGAACAUCCUCCAUUACAUGAAUCGCCUUCGCGAUAUAUUCGAUCUGUCUGAGGUGGAGACACUGGAGAUCGGUACGCUCGAAGAGUAUCACACGCCGGAAGAGGAAAAGGACGACGAAGACUUCGUCGGCUACGAGCAAUGGCUCUCAGUCUUCCCGAACAUACGCCACCUUUGCCUAUCGAGCAACCCAUAUCUAGCCUGCACUGCGCUCGGUCCGAAUGCGACAGAUAAACAGCCCAUCUAUCCGCAUUUGCGCUCCCUGACCUUAUUAAACGCAAUGUUUGAUGAGAACGAGCUGAACAGUUUCUUGAUGAUGUUGAAGGAACGAGCCUGCAGCGGGACGGGGCUUGAAGAGCUCAAGUUUGCAUUCUGUGAUGCGGGAGCACUUGGUUUGGGGGACGAUAUGGUAUCGCAAUCCUUCAGGACAACAGUCCAAAGCCUCGUUCCUUCCGUAGAGUUCGGACUGCUCAAUGGAGUCUACUAG